ACAGAGCAGGCAGUGCGCAACAAUAGCCCUCAGCAGGCCUCUGGCGUGGGGUUCCAGAGCAUACCAGUAGGUAACAGAAGGUGAUAGUGACCCAUUCCUGGGUAGGGAGGAGACCCUAUCCGGGCUGUGACCCACGUCACCCUUUCGCCUUCCCUGGGGCAGUGUGCUGCGGGUUGCAAGACAGAAAUUCCCGCAGCCAAACAGGGCUGUUAAAAGGUCACUGCAAGCGCUGAGUCCCCAGAGUGCAGCUGCCAGAGGCACAGCUUCAGGAUCCUGCUCCUGUGAUUCGGACGGAGGUCCUUAUCCUGACCAGGCACUGCAACUAGAAGAGGUGGUGUUGCAGAAGGUGGCAGACCCUGCAUCAUGGAUUCUCUUUCUGAAGCAAAUGGCACCUUCGCCUGCCAGGUUUUGAAGAUGCUAUGUCAAGACAAACCUUCACAUAAUGUGUUUUUUUCUCCCCUGAGCAUCUCCUCUGCCCUGGCCAUGGUUCUCCUGGGGACAAAGGGGAACACCAAGGUCCAGAUGGCUCAGGCCAUGUCUUUAAACACAGAGGAGGACAUCCAUAAGGGCUUCCAGAUGCUUCUCACCCAAGUGAACAAGCCUGACUCACAGUACUUGCUUAGAACAGCCAACAGGCUCUUUGGAGAGAAGACUUGUGAUUUUCUGUCAACAUUUAAGGAGUCCUGUCUUCAGUUCUACCAUGCGGAACUGGAGCUACUGUCCUUUUCCAAAGCUGCAGAGGAGUCCAGGAAGCAUAUAAACACUUGGGUCUCAAAAGAGACAAAAGGAAAAAUUGAAGAGUUGCUGCCAAUUAAUUCAAUCGAUCAGCAGUCCAGGCUGAUUCUUGUCAAUGCUAUCUACUUCAAAGGAAUGUGGGAAGAACAGUUUGAUAAAAUAUGCACGCGUGAAAUGCCUUUUAAAAUAAACCAGGAGGAGGAAAGGCCAGUGCAGAUGAUGCAUCAGGAAGCCAAGUUUAACUUCGCCUACAUCAGCAAGGCCCAGACACGGGUGUUGGAGCUGCCCUACGCUGGCAAGGAGCUGAGCAUGGUCAUUCUGCUCCCGGAUGAUGGUGUGGACCUCAGCUUGGUGGAAAAUAACCUUACUUUUGAGAAACUUGUAGCCUGGACCAAGCCAGACUUUAUGAAGAAUAUUAAAGUGGAAGUCUCUCUUCCAAGAUUUAAACUGCAGGAGAAUUAUGACAUGGAGUCUGUGCUUCAGCGUUUGGGAAUGGUUGAUGUCUUUCAACAGGGCCAGGCUGACUUUUCUGCAAUGUCAACUGAGACAAACCUGUGUCUGUCCAAGGUCGUGCACAAGAGUGUCGUGGAGGUGAAUGAAGAAGGCACUGAGGCUGUGGCGGCCUCGGGCGUAUAUCUUUUGGGAUGUUGUGCUGUCUGUUCACCAAGGUUCUGUGCUGACCACCCGUUCCUUUUCUUCAUCAGGCAUAACAAAACCAACACCAUUCUGUUCUGUGGCAGGUUCUCAUCUCCCUAACGAUGUACUUCCUGUACAUGGAGAGUUUCCCUCUUUCAGUGUCCCCAGAUUCCCUCUGUAGUUUCAUGAGCAUGGGCCUAUAGGUGAACACCAAGUUCAAAGAUGAGGGCAGGGUUCUAAACCUUCUGAACAACUGCUAUUGAGCCAGGAUCAUGGAAAAUAGGCUGUCCUGAUUCCCUGUUGUAUUUAGGAUGCAGGCAGUACAGAUGCCACAGGAUAUCUUGCAAAGUUUCCUAGACACUCGAAGCAUCUUUGUUACUUAUUCCACAUGCUAUGCAUACUCAUUAUGCUAUGCUUUUCUGGUACCUCACAUCUUGUCACCCACUUGCCUUAACCGGAUUGCCUCAAUAAUAAUAAAUGCUGCUGAAUACUGAAACCA
Messenger RNA from Sciurus carolinensis (gray squirrel), 1870 nucleotides. Its product is annotated as serpin B9-like. Gene Ontology annotation, biological process: negative regulation of endopeptidase activity. Gene Ontology annotation, molecular function: serine-type endopeptidase inhibitor activity. Bases 364 to 1491 code for a protein of 375 amino acids. The record is from RefSeq and is a predicted model, not a curated record. Lineage: Eukaryota; Metazoa; Chordata; Mammalia; Rodentia; Sciuridae. Gene Ontology annotation, cellular component: cytoplasm. The transcript has 7 exons.